Messenger RNA from Scophthalmus maximus (turbot), 2434 nucleotides. RefSeq names its product meprin A, alpha (PABA peptide hydrolase), tandem duplicate 1 (gene mep1a.1). The coding region runs from base 352 to 2268 and encodes 638 amino acids. The transcript is spliced from 14 exons. Gene Ontology annotation, cellular component: membrane. Gene Ontology annotation, biological process: proteolysis. The record is from RefSeq and is a predicted model, not a curated record. Gene Ontology annotation, molecular function: metalloendopeptidase activity; zinc ion binding; protein binding. Lineage: Eukaryota; Metazoa; Chordata; Actinopteri; Pleuronectiformes; Scophthalmidae.
UCAGUCUCCAGUGACAGUCUCCCUUCUCUGACUGCAUACCUUUGUAAUGUUUGACAAACUGAAAGAACUGGGAGAAAACCAAGAACUCAACAACUCAGCACAGACAAGAGCCAACCGUGUUCUUCUACUGAAUUUAACAGUAUAAGUUAACUUACAAGCUUUUCAAGGUCAGACCAGCGUGAAGCACUGUACCAACAGGCCACUUGCACUAUUUCAAAAGCUUCUCUUAUCGCUGACUAGCUGGCAGGAUAGUUCCGAAAUUUAAAAAAAACCCUAAAACGUGCAGAUGCACGUGUCCAAACACCCUUCAGUUAGUGAAGAUUCCGAGUCAAAGUCCCUCAGUUACUCUUUAUGGCUUCGCAUAAACUUCAUCAAGGGUCAAAGGACAUAUCUGGCGCACAUGAAUGUGCACAUUUAUACCAAAGCAGCGACAUCUACUCUGCGACAUUCGGCAGGAUGAUGGACAGAGUGCUUGUACUGUUUGGACUGGUGGCUCUGGCUACUUCAUAUACUAUACCAGUUUCCCCGAGGGAAUAUGAGGUGUAUGAGAAUGGGGAGGAUGAGAACCCCAUCUUAAACCUGGGUUCAGAUGCCAACCUGUUUGAAGGGGACAUUUUACUUCCAGAAGGAAGAAAUGCCCUGAUUGAUAAAAUAUACAGAUGGAAAUUUCCAAUCCCUUACAUUCUGGGUGAUGAUUUAGAUCUGAAUGCCAAGGGCUGCGUCCACCAGGCCUUUGAAAUGUAUCGACUCAAGUCUUGCAUUGACUUCAAGCCCUAUGAAGGAGAGAAGACCUUUAUCAAGUUUGAAAAGAGAGGCGGGUGUUUCUCCAGCGUUGGCGACCAGCAGACUGGUCAGAUUCUAUCUUUGGGGUCAGGCUGUGACCACAAGGCAGUGAUAGAGCACGAGCUGCUCCAUGCUCUGGGAUUUUACCACGAACAGUCCCGCACAGACAGGGAUGACUACGUCGACAUCUGGCUGGAUCAGGUUACACCAGGACUUCAACACAACUUCAACAAAUACAAUGAUGACUUCAUUACGGAUCAAAACACGCCGUACGACUACGAGUCCAUCAUGCAUUACAGGCCCUUCUCCUUCAAUAAGAACGAAUCCAUUCCCACCAUCACCACCAAAAUCCCAGAGUUCUACAACAUCAUCGGCCAGUACCUCGACUUCAGCAAGAUGGACACCCUCCGGCUCAACCGCAUGUACAACUGCUCUGGCCCCCUCACCCUGCUGGACCAGUGUGCCUUUGAGUACGCCAGCAUCUGCGGGAUGAUCCAGGCCUCCUCGGAUGAUGCAGACUGGGUUCAUACGAAGAGCAGAGUCGGUGCGGAGGAUCACACUCUCCUGGGAAAAUGCAGAGAUAGCGGGUACUUCAUGCACUUCAGCACAAUGAACGGAAAGUCGGAGGAGUCUGCCCUGCUCGAAUCCCGCAUCCUCUACCCCAAGAGGAAGCUCCAGUGUCUGCAGUUCUUCUACAAGAUGACUGGGAGCCCCAAGGACAGGCUGGUGAUCUGGGUCAAGACGGACGACGGCACUGGCUCCAUCCGCAGAAUGAGGAAAAUACACACCAUCUAUGCGGAUUCCGACCACACAUGGAAGAUCGCCCACGUCCCACUGGAGGAAGGGGCGAAAUUUCGCUAUGCUUUCCAGGCCGUGCGCGGUGACCCCUCUCUGUCUGCCGGUGGCAUCUACGUCGACGACAUCAGCCUGACGGAGACGCGUUGCCCCAAUGCCGUGUGGAGAAUCCAGAACUUUACCAAGAUCAUGGAAACGGCUGACGUCGACACGGUCAUCAAUAGCCCCCGCUUCUACAGCCCCGAGGGCUACGGUUACGGUGUCAGCGUCAGGCCUCUGACGACCUACACCGAUUACACAGGGAACUACACUGGGCUGUACUUCCACCUGAUCAGUGGGGAGAACGACGUGGUGAUGCAGUGGCCGGCGGUAAACAGACAGGCCACCUUGGUGGUGAUGGACCAAGACCCUGAUAUUAAGCUGAGGAUGUCCACCGCUCGUAGCCUCACUACUGACAUGAUGAAGACACCGGAUGGAAAGUUGCUCUGGGACAAUCCGUCCAAGGUGGGGGACCUUGACCUUUCCUGUGGUUUCUACAGAGGUGGGUCAUGGGGCUGGAGGAACUUCAUCAAGCACUUUGACCUGCAACGGCGUAAUUACCUCAAGAACGAUGACCUUAUCAUCUUCAUCGACUUCGAGGACAUAACAUCACUGAUCAAAACAGAAGUUCCCAUCAAGCCAAGGGAGUGAGGUCACAUACGCCAUUGUACCAUGAGGAACUGGAGAUGCCACAUUUGCAGCCGGGAUGAGAAAAAGGAAAAACACGUUUUAAACUGCAUCAUUAUCUACUUAAAACAACUAAGGUCUUUGUUAUUAAACUGUUGACUUAAUAAAAAAGCAAGUUCUAAGAGCAAAA